Messenger RNA from Oikopleura dioica, 1239 nucleotides. Lineage: Eukaryota; Metazoa; Chordata; Appendicularia; Copelata; Oikopleuridae. The record is from the annotation of a GenBank genome assembly.
AUGAAAGUUCUUUUUCUUUCAACCCUCUUUUCAGUAGUCAAAUCAGAAAGCGGUUUCCAAAAAUACAUAACGCUUUUUACAGAGCAUCACUAUACAUCGACAUUUACAGUGAUUGUCGAAAGUAAUGAUCAAAAAGAGACGUUGAAAAUUCCAGAAGAUCAAGUUGACCUCGAUCACGUGCAGAUUUUUAGUGGAGAAAACGAGGAUGAAAUCGAAGAAGUCUCGAAAAAGAAGCCACUUUUAUGCGAGUCCAGACCGCUUGAUCUGGUCUUUUUACUCGAUUCAAGCCGUUCGAUUUCCGAGAAGAGCUGGAAUCUGCAAAAAGAUAGCAUUGAGAAAAUGAGUUCCGUUCUUUUCCCUAUCGAUGAUUUCAACACUAGAAUCUCUCUCAUUCGCUACGGAUCAUCUGCUUUCAUUUCCCAUCGUCUGAAUGAAGAACAGUCCUACUCUAAAAUCAAAGAAAACCUUUUUCGACUGGAGCAUACUUUUGAAGACCAGACGAAUGUUCACUUUGGCCUUCGAAAAGCAAUGACUGAGUUUUCAAGCUGCCCACGUGACGAGAAAAAUCAGAACUCAAAGAAGGCAAUCGUCAUUAUUACAGACGGCGAAUUUACAGAACCGAAACUGGCAGUUGAAGAAUUAAAAAUUGCAAAAUCAAUCGGAGUCGAAAUUUUCAUCCUAGCUGUUGGUGACUUUGAUUUGAACCUUUCUCAUCACGAAAUAGAGAGAACGAUCGACUACAUAAUCCACGUCGAUGAUUUUGAAGAGCUCCUCGAGAAGAUUUUCUUCGUCAAAAAAGCUCAAUUUGAAUGCUUUGAUUAUUUCGAAGAAGAUAAUUUCGAUGAUGACGACAAUGAGCUUGAAGAAGUACAUUUUCGUGAUGCUUGUUUUGGAGAAAAUCCUUGUGAUCAACUUUGUUUCAAUCAAAAAAACUCGGACUUGCCGAAAUGUGCCUGCGAGUUCGGCUACCUCUCUGUUGGAAAUUCCUGCGUCUUGGACUCUUCCUUCAAUCAAUCACAAAUUUCAACAAGCCGAUUGACGGAAAUACGAAAAAAUCUCACAAAUGGAACAAUUGAUAUUUUUCAAAAAGUCGCGAGCGCCCUAAAAAAGCAUAAAGAAGACCUUUUAUUCACUUGGAUUGUUGGAUGCAUUCUAGGGCUGACUUUUGUUGCUGGCAUCGUGCUGUUUAAAAUGUACAAAAAUAGGUCACGUGGCGGCAGAUAUUUUGAAUACUCGUGA